Molecule: messenger RNA, 2976 nt
Organism: Anopheles aquasalis
Lineage: Eukaryota; Metazoa; Arthropoda; Insecta; Diptera; Culicidae
Product: lysosomal alpha-mannosidase-like
Biological process (GO): mannose metabolic process
Cellular component (GO): lysosome
Molecular function (GO): carbohydrate binding; alpha-mannosidase activity
Source: RefSeq, a predicted model, not a curated record
AUGGGCGGCACACUGACCAUUCCAACCGGUUCCAGUGCGAUACCUACCUUCAAUACUUCACCGCGCUGUGGCAAUCAGGCCUGUCCGGAUCUUAAACCGAACAUGCUCAAUGUGCAUCUCGUGGCCCACACGCACGAUGAUGUGGGCUGGCUGAAAACGGUCGAUCAGUACUACUAUGGAAGUCGAAGCAAUAUUCAGAAAGCGGGCGUCCAGUACAUCCUCGAUUCGGUGAUACAAGAACUGUUGAAGAAUACCACGAGACGUUUCAUUUUCGUAGAGUCGGCCUUCAUGCACAAGUGGUACAACGAGCAGACGCAGGAAAUGCAGCAAACGGUUAAGAUGCUGGUCAACGAGGGGCGCCUUGAGUUUAUCGGUGGAGCGUGGAGCAUGAACGACGAAGCGGCCGCACAUUACCAGAGUAUUGUGGAUCAGUUCACGUGGGGCCUACGCUUCUUAAACGAUACGUUCGGCGAAUGUGGUCGACCAAAGGCGGGUUGGCAGAUCGAUCCGUUCGGGCAUUCGCGCGAACAGGGCUCCCUGUUCCGACAGAUGGGCUAUGAUGGGCUGUUUCAGGGACGGCUAGACUUUCAAGAUAAAGCCGAACGGAUCGCUAAGCAAACGAUGGAGAUGCUGUGGAAGACGAGCGGUAGUCUCGAGGAUAGUGAGUUGUUCACCAGCGCUCUCUACUACAUCUAUGCACCGCCGCCAGGGUUUUGUUUUGAUGUUCUGUGUAACGAUGAUCCGAUCAUCGAUGGAACGCAUUCCCGGGACAACAAUGUGCGGGAAAAGAUCGAUCUGUUCCUCGACACGGUUCGCAACGUAUCGAAGGCCUAUCGGAGCAACAACAUCAUCCUUACGAUGGGGGAGGACUUUCAUUAUCAGGAUGCAAACAUGUGGUUCAAGAAUCUGGAUAAACUGAUCAAGUACACCAAUGCUCGACAAGCUGAAGGAUCACUGGUAAACGUGUUCUACUCGACGCCUUCAUGUUACCUGAAAGCCGUUCACGAUGCAAACAUUGAAUGGCCAACGAAAAGCGAUGACUUCAUGCCGUACGCAUCCGAUCCGAAUGCAUUUUGGACCGGUUACUACACUUCUCGGCCAACCCAGAAACGGUACGAGCGCGAAGGAAAUCACUUCCUGCAAGUCUGCAAGCAGCUGUCGGCGAUUGCUCCGAAGAAAGAAUCAUACUACGAGGAUCAUCUCACCGCUCUGCGUGAUGCGAUGGGAGUGAUGCAGCACCACGAUGCCAUUACCGGUACCGAGAAGCAGCAUGUCGCUGACGAUUAUGCUCGCAUGUUGUACAAUGCCUUCGAGGCAUGCAGUGUCAACACACGCUCGGCCCUCAAUCAGCUGUCGGGUGAGAGGGAUAACUUCCAGUUCGAGUGGAACUACUGCAAGAACCAAAACAUCAGCGCUUGCGACAUAACGGAAGGGGCCGAUAACACGGUGGUGCUCUUGUACAAUCCUCUUGGCCACAGUUCCGAUAGCUUCGUUCGGUUGCCCGUUCCCGAGGGAUCCUAUGUGGUGCGCAACGAUCGUGGACAAACUGUUGCGUCGACGUUGAUCCCGAUUCCAGCCUCUGUCAUCGAUCUCCCAUUCCGCGAUAGCUCGGCUACUCACGAGCUUGUAUUCCACGCCGAACAGAUCGCUCCCGUUGGCUACAAAUCUUACUUCGUCUCGAAGGAAAAGACCUCGCCGUCGUCCAACGCACCAACGGCCGUCAGCCAAGAGGAUAACAUAAGCAUCGGUAAUGAACAUCUGACCGUUCUGUUCGACGCCGAUGGAUUCAUGAGCUCGAUCGUCAUCGAUGGAGAGACUCAUUCGCUCAAACAAAACUUCUUCUGGUACCAAGGAGCAUACGGAAACAACGAAGAGUUCCGUAACCGAUCAUCCGGAGCGUACAUCUUCCGUCCGAAUGGCACGGAAAAGGCAAUCACCGAGACUGUGAAGGUGCAGGUCGUGAAAACCGAUCUAGUGCAGGAGGUGCACCAAGUGUUCAACGAGUGGAUCAGUCAGGUGAUUCGUGUCUAUCCUGGCAAGGAGAAUGUCGAGCUGGAAUGGCUCGUUGGACCCAUCCCGAUCGAUGAUGGUACGGGCAAAGAGAUCAUUUCUCGUUUCGAUUCGACCAUCGCAUCGGAUGGAGUGUUCUGGACGGACUCGAAUGGACGCGAGAUGCUGCGCCGAGUACGAAACAAGCGAGAGACUUGGGAGCUGGAGCUGCAGGAACCGGUGGCUGGAAAUUACUAUCCAGUUACCGCCAAGAUCGCGAUUGAAGACGAGCACUAUCGCAUGGCUGUUCUGAAUGAUCGUGCCCAGGGUGGUUCUAGCUUGAAGGACGGACAGCUGGAGCUGAUGGUUCACCGUCGGUUGCUUCGAGAUGAUCGCUUCGGAGUUGGAGAGGCUCUGAACGAAACACAAUUUGGGUCAGGGCUGGUGGCUCGUGGAAAGCACUGGCUGAUCUUUGGAAAAUCAUCUGCCGUCACCGUGAAAGGAGAAACACAAAAGGCUAAGGAACGAUUUCUUCAACGGAAUGUACAUCUUCCGUCUUGGGUUUUCCUGACCAAUGCCGAUGGUUUAUCAUUUGAAAACUUUGUCGCUCAGUCUAACAAUAAUUUCUCUUUUCUAUCGAGACCUCUGCCCACCAAUGUGCACCUGUUAACCAUGGAACCGUGGAAGGAUGGAUCUGUUUUAAUUCGUUUCGAGCAUAUCUUCGAGAAAAAUGAAGAUCCGUUGCUUUCAGCCGGAGCACAGUUUGAUGUUACGGAUCUGUUUCAAGGGUAUCAAAUCAUCAGUAUUCGCGAGACGACACUAGCAGGAAAUCAGUGGAUGGACGAUGUUCAGCGCUUGGUUUAUGGUGGCAGCAAGGCGAAGCAGAACGGUGCGAAUGGAACGGAAAAGUCACACCCAACUCCAUACCAGAUCGUGCUCAAUCCAAUGCAAAUCAGGACCUACGUUGUGACGAUGGUGAAGGCUUAA